GCGGCGGCGGGAGGGGAGGAGAGGGGGGCCGGCGGGGCUCGGCCGCUCGCUUGCCGCCUGACCCCUGAGGCCGGGGAGGAGAUGAAAGAAGUAGAAGAAUGUAUAGAAGAGAUGUUAAUAAGACUGGAUGAGUUCUGUGGAAUGACUGAUAUGAUUAGGAGUGAUACAUCCAAGCUCUUGGAAGAGAUGAUUCCACUUAUUAAGGCCAAAGUUUCAGAAAUGAACAAUGUCUAUACAAAAGUGGAUAAACUAGAGGCAUUUGUGAAAAUGGCUGGACAUCAUGUUUCUUUCCUAGAAGAACAAAUUCUCCAAGCAGAGAAGGCUCAUGCUGGUUUCCCCUCUUCUGUGCAGAAGCUGCUUGGGUCAGUGGCUUUCCCUUUAUUUAAAAAAACUCCAGCUGCACAGCACAAUUAUAACCUGCCUGAACUUUAUAGAACUGAAGAUUAUUUUCCUAUCAAAUAUAUUGGUAGCAAGUAUCAAAGCCAUUAGUUCUGUAUUUAAGCUUAUAGCCUCACAGACAAAUAAACAUAUAUGGUAUUCUCCUUCCCAUUUUCCUGUUUUGCAUCUGUGUUAGGGCAAAAUUCAUCAUGGAAAAGAAACUUUGCUAUUUCCAAUGUACUGCAUUCUAUUCUGUCCAUUGGAAGGGGAAAAGGCUGUUUAUUACCUUUGUGUUUGAUACUUGAGACACGUUUAUGUAAAUAAAAAUCAGGAAACAAGAUUUAAAAGAAAGAAAAUUUUUCUGUGUGAAGACACGCUGUGAAGAAACCGCUUUAUCACUUUGUAAUAGCUAAAAUCUGUUAUAAAUGCCUGGGCUGCUUCAGAGCAGAAAUCUCGUUUCAAAAGUAACCUACCUAGUUAUAUAUCUUAGUAUUCAAAAGAAAAAAAAGUAACCCCAUUAAAGUGGCAGAAAUA
Molecule: messenger RNA, 912 nt
Organism: Python bivittatus (Burmese python)
Lineage: Eukaryota; Metazoa; Chordata; Lepidosauria; Squamata; Pythonidae
Gene: BCAS4
Product: breast carcinoma amplified sequence 4
Cellular component (GO): BLOC-1 complex
Source: RefSeq, a predicted model, not a curated record